Acanthoscelides obtectus is the source of this 1462-nucleotide messenger RNA. Lineage: Eukaryota; Metazoa; Arthropoda; Insecta; Coleoptera; Chrysomelidae. The record is from the annotation of a GenBank genome assembly.
UUUGCAGAGACAGUAGAGCGUAGAUGGACAUCGCAAACAUCACAUUCGAAGGAUGGUGUCCAGAAGUAUGCGACAAGUGGAUGUGCUGGCCAGCAACACCGACCGGCUCAAACGUCACCAUGGACUGUCCAAAAGUAAAGGGAACUUUAGAAAACGCAAAAGCAUACAAGUACUGCAACCCGUCUGGGGGAUGGGAGACCAAAAAUGGUACAAACGAGUCAUACACUCACUACGAAAGCUGCAUUAUGCCACAGCUGCAGGAAUUGGCCAGGAUGUGCGAGGAAUUUGGACAAAACACUUGCUCGCAGAUCGGGCGUAUAACUAGAUGUAUAGAAAUGGUGGGGCUUUCAUUCUCAUUUGUUACAUUAGUCGUGUCUUUAUACAUUUUUUCUACAUAUCGUGUACUUAAGAAUAAUAGAACAAAAAUCCACAAAAACCUAUUUGUGGCUACGUUACUUCAAGUGAUCUUCAGGUUAAUAAAAUACAUCGACCAAGGCCUAGAUCAUGAUUACCAAUUUCUACAACGGUUGUACCUGAACGAAGCCUGCACGGCACUGUUGGAGUACGCGAAAACAGCAAUGUUCAUGUGGAUGUUCAUCGAGGGGUUGUACUUGCACAACAUGAUUACCGUGACGGUAUUCCAGGAAUACUCCUACAUCAAAAUCUACUGUAUUGUCGGAUGGACAGUACCGGCUGUCAUGACCACUGUUUGGUUGGUGAUAAUGCUGACGCAGGAGGCACAAACAACAUGGGAAUAUUACUACUUUCUCGACUAUUAUUGGAUACUGGAAGGACCGAGGUCAACAGUCAUUGUGGUGAACCUGUUGUUUCUACUAAAUAUAAUCAGGGUAUUAAUAGUGAAAUUACGAGAGAGCCAAACCAGUGAAAUUGAGCAGGUCAGAAAAGCAGUGAGAGCGGCCAUCUUCCUGUUACCGCUUAUGGGAAUCUCCCACCUGCUGUUUUUCUACUACAGAUUCAACAAGGCAUGGAAGUUUGCUGUUUGGUCGUUUUCCGCGUACUUCCUGGGUACCUUUCAGGGAUUCUUUGUAGCUGUGCUUUAUUGCUUUUUAAAUGGCGAGGUGCAAACGGCAAUAAGGAACAGCUUCUACCUCCACAUGUCCUUGAGAAACUACGAGUACACGUCUUGUCGAAAUUUUACAUUAAUCUCGAUCGUCCACGAUGAAAGCAGUAUUCAAAAUGGGGAGGCUACUCCAUGGUUACAAUGUUGUGCACAAAAUGCAGAAACACCUGAUGACGAAAAAGAUGUUAGCUAUCCAGAGCUUAACAAGAGGCGUGAUACGUCAACAGUAAUCACAGAGCUAUCGACAGUUAAUUCAUCAAUCUAUAAAUGUUCCAUGAAAGAAAAAUUGUCCACGAAUAAUAUAAUAGAAGAAACAGAGAUGAAAUGAGCAUAAUUUUGACUUAAAGUGUAUUGUUUAUUUUAAUAUAUAUUUCCAUAAAU